Messenger RNA from Alnus glutinosa, 3802 nucleotides. Its product is annotated as putative acyl-activating enzyme 19. Bases 57 to 3668 code for a protein of 1203 amino acids. Lineage: Eukaryota; Viridiplantae; Streptophyta; Magnoliopsida; Fagales; Betulaceae. Gene Ontology annotation, biological process: amino acid activation for nonribosomal peptide biosynthetic process. The transcript is spliced from 17 exons. The record is from RefSeq and is a predicted model, not a curated record. Gene Ontology annotation, molecular function: protein binding.
UUUCAGCUAUCAAAGGAAGAAAUAGCAUCAGCUGCAUCAGCAGCAAAGCAGCUGAAAUGAGUGAUGACAGCAAGAGCGGAGAGAGAGAGCAGUGCCGGUGCUGCUGCAUUUCACACGAGUUCUUCAGAGCUGCAUCCAAGAACCCUAACAAAAUCGCGGUCAUACAUGCCUCCGGCGGGGCCCAAAUCUCCAAAGAACUCAGCGUCGGCGAUAUUGAUUCUGACAAGCUUCUCAAGGAGCGUGCGAAAUCGCUGUCCCCUCCCGUUUACGAAGGUGAUGGGUGCUUCACUUAUUCUGAUAUUUUGGCCGCCGUCGAUUCCCUCAGCGCUCGCCUCCGCUCGAUCUUCCUUGGUCGUGCUGCUGCUGAUGACCCGCACUUGGUCGCACACUCUCCUCAAGGUAAUGAUACUUUUAAGGAGCCGCCCAACCAUGCUCAAAUGGCAAAAUCUUCAGCUUCUUUCAUGCUGAGGGCAGAGCAAUCGCCUGAGUUUAAGAAUAUGUAUGUGCCGAAAAUAGUGGGAAUAUACCUGCCACCUUCGGUGGAAUACAUAGUUGCUGUUCUUUCUGUAUUGAGAUGCGGGGCGGCUUUCAUGCCUCUAGAUCCUUCCUGGCCAAAAGAGAGGAUAUUAUCAGUUUCUGCUUCAUCAGAUGUUGAUGUAAUUAUCGGGUGCGCAUCUUCGUUUGGGACGAGUAGCGGUUACCAGCUUGAUAGAUCACAUUGGCUAUUAGAGUGCAGCAGCUAUUCUGUGUUGUGCUUUUCCAUGGAAGAAUGCCUUGAAGAGUAUAUCCAACCAACAAAUUUGGUAUGGCCUUGUGAAAUUGGAGAGGAAAGACUUUUCUGCUAUUUGAUGUACACUUCAGGAUCAACUGGGAAGCCUAAAGGUGUUUGUGGCACUGAACAAGGUCUUGUAAAUCGCUUUUUAUGGAUGCAAGACAUGUAUCCCCUGCAAGGAGAGGAAAUUUUAUUGUUCAAGACUUCAAUUAGCUUCAUUGACCACCUGCAAGAAUUUCUUGGUGCUAUUCUGACUGCUUGUCCGUUGGUUAUACCUCCUUUCAGUGAACUAAAAGACAAUAUGUUCUCUGUUGUUGAUUUUCUACAGGUUUAUUUUAUUAAUAGGCUUACUUCUGUUCCAUCAUUGAUGAGGGCAAUACUUCCUGCUUUGCAAAGUCAGAGUAACAGGGGCAUUCCAAGUUCAUUAAAGUUGUUGGUGCUAAGUGGUGAAGUUCUGCCUUUAUCCUUGUGGGAUAAGCUUGCCAAGUUAUUACCGGAGACCUCUAUUUUGAACAUUUAUGGGAGUACAGAGGUAUCAGGUGAUUGCACAUAUUUUGACUGCAAGAGGUUGCCGAUGAAUUUGGACAUGGAUACGCUAACAAGUGUUCCAAUUGGUAUGCCUAUUUCUAACUGUGAUGUACUGCUUGUUGGCGAAAAUGGCACACCUAAUCAAGGAGAAAUAUAUGUUGGUGGUGUCUGUGUUUCUAGUGGGUAUUAUUCUGAUUCUACUAUUAUGUCUCUAAACUGUGCAAAAUUGCCUCAGAACACAGUUGGUAGCAGUUCCACUGGACAUGGAAGUCAAUUAUAUUUUAGAACUGGUGAUUUUGCUAGACGGCUCCAAAGUGGUGACUUAGUUUUUUUGGGAAGAAAAGACCGCACUGUGAAGGUUAAUGGGCAACGAAUUGCUUUAGAGGAGAUUGAAGAUGUGUUAAGGGCGCAUCCUGAUGUUCUUGAUGCUGCUGUGAUUUCAAGUAAAGGUCAAUGGGAACUUGUGGCUCUUGAAGCAUUUAUAGUCUUAAAACAAGAAAGAUCCAGUAAAAUAUUUAGAUCAUCCAUCCGAAGUUGGAUGGUUGACAAACUUCCGUCAGUAAUGCUUCCUAACCACUUCACCUUUACAGAGUCGAUACCUGUGUCUUCUACCGGAAAAGUUGAUUAUGAGUUGUUGGCAGGUUUAACAUCUCUCACUGAGCAUGUCCAAGGUAAGAUUGGUGACAUGGGGAGCAGUGAUCUCUUGCAAGUUGUUAAAAAGGCUUUUACUGAUGCAUUAAUGGUUGAAGAAGUUUCCGAUGAUGAUGAUUUUUUUAUGAUGGGUGGUAAUUCUAUUGCUGCUGCACAUCUUUCUCAUAAUUUAGGGGUUGAUAUGCGAUUAAUUUAUGACUUUCCAAGUCCAUCUAAGCUUUAUCUGGCUCUUCUAGAGAAAAAAGGACCAUGCCCUUUGCAUAUCAAAAAAGAUGCUAAUUGGGAAAUGAAUCUUGAUGAGGGUAAGAGGAACAUGCUUCACUCCAUUAAUUUUGAGGCUCCAGAUCCUGGUGUCUUUAAGCCACAGGGGAGUUUGUUGAGGACCUCUGUUGAAAAGAAUGACAGUAAUGUUGUAGUCUCCAAACGCUUAAAGGUGGAUUCAAAUAUAUAUGUUACUCCAGACGGUGCUAGUCCAAGAGAUGGGUAUGUAUGGGAUUCUGCUUCAAAAUUCAUGUCAUGUUCAGCCAGCCGAUGCAACAAGGUUAUGUAUGAAGGGGGGUACAGCAGGAAUAAAAUAUGCCAAGCAACCUGGCCUGUGAAAAUUCCAAGAGAUAGAAAAGGUUCUAUGCAAGCAUUUUGGAAAGUUCACAUGGAGUCUUGUGUUGAUGCAUCACCGAUAGUUGUGUUUAAAGACCGGGAUAUCUAUUUAUUUAUCGGAUCUCACUCAUGUAAAUUUCUGUGUGUUGCUGCCAAAAGUGGUUCUGUCCAGUGGGAGAUCAAACUAGAAGGGCGCAUUGAAUGUUCAGCAGCAAUUCUUGGUGAUUUUUCUCAGGUUGUAGUUGGAUGCUACAAGGGGAAAAUAUAUUUUCUUGAUUUUUCAAAUGGCAACAUAUGCUGGACCUUUCAAACGUCUGGUGAGGUGAAGUCUCAGCCAGUUGUAGACAUACACAGGCGAUUGGUUUGGUGUGGAUCGCAUGACCAUAAUUUAUAUGCUCUCGACUACAAAAAUCAUUGCUGUGUUUAUAUGGUUCCAUGUGGUGGGAGUAUAUAUGGAUCACCUGCAAUUGAUGAGGUGCAUAACACACUCUAUGUGGCUUCUACCAGUGGCCGUAUGACAGCUAUAUCAACUAAAACUUUACCAUUUAAUAUUUUGUGGCUGCAUGAGUUUGAAGUGCCAGUGUUUGGGUCUCUUGCCAUCAAUAGUCUGAAUGGAAAUGUUAUUUGUUGCUUGGUGGAUGGCCAUGUUCUCGCAUUGGAUUCAAGUGGAUCCAUUCUUUGGAAGUACAGAACUGGUGGUCCAAUAUUUGCUGGACCGUGCAUAUCUGCUGCUUUUCCUUCUCAGGGGCUUAUAUGUUCCAGAGAUGGAGGCAUCUAUUCACUUGAACUGGAAAAGGGAGAUCUACUCUGGGAAUACAAUAUUGGAGAUCCGAUUACUGCGUCUGCUUAUGUCGACGAGCACUUGCAGUUGAUAUCUUGUCCCUCCCUUUUAUCUGACAGGUUGAUUUGCGUCUGUUCCAGUUCUGGGAGCAUACGUAUACUUCGAGUUAUCAACAGACAGGAGAGUGAAACAGGAAUAAACGUAGAGGAAUUUGCAAGGUUGGAUCUCCAGGGAGAUGUAUUCUCAUCACCUGUCAUGAUUGGUGGCAGAGUUUUUGUUGGAUGCAGGGAUGAUUAUGUGCACUGCAUUAACCUUGAAAUUCAAGGUCUAUGGGAAUAAUAGAGCUUAUAUGUGGCUGGAUUUUGUUAUCAACCACAAGCUGUCACCAUAUCAUCGUGGUGCCAUCAUGAUGUAAUUCUUUGUGUAAAUGACCACAAUUACGAUAAAUAAUACAAAUCAAUUACACACAAGAA